CAUUCUAGAAGAAACCCUGUACUCACUGCCCUCAGUUCUACACUGUUGAUGCACCUAUUCUGGACAUUUUGUAUACAUGGAAUCAUACAGUAUAUGGUUUUCAUAUCUUUUCACUUAAUGUUUCCAAGGUUCAUCCAUGUCCUUUUUAUUGUGGAAUAAUAAAUAGUCCACUGUAUGGAUACACCUACCACAUUUUAUUUAUCCAUCAGUUAAGGGACAUUUGGGUUUUCACUUUUUGGUUAUUUUAAAUCUUGAUAUGAAUAUUUGUGUUCAAAUUUUUGUGUGAGCAUGUUUUUUUCUAGGGUAUAUACUUGGGAAGAAUUGCUGGGGCAUAUGCUAAUUCCACGUUUAACUUUUUGAAGAAUUGCCAACAUUUUCUAUAGCACCUGCACCAGUUUACAUGCCCACAAGCAAUGUGUGAUUUCUCCACGUCCUCCCCAGUGCUGUUAUUGUUGGUCUUUUUAUUCCUAGCCAUCCAGUGCUGUGGGAUCUUGUAGUUUUGGUUUUCCCUAAUGACAUAAGCAUCUUUUCAUGUGCUUAUUUUUUCUCUAUUGAAAAGUACCUCUUGAAAUCUUUUGCCCGUUUUUAAGUGUUUUAUUGUUAAGUUGUAAGUGUUCUUUAUAUAUUCCAGUACCAGCCCUUAUGAUGUGGGGAUAUUUCUUCCAUUCAGAGGGUUGUCUUUUCACUCGUUGGAUUGUUUACAGCACAGUUGUUCAUCUAGAUAUGGUCCAGCUUGUGGUGUCCUAAGAAACAGCUGUCUAACCCAAGGUUGUGUAGAUUUGCUCCUGUUUUCUUCGAGGUGGUGUAUACUUUUACCUUUACGCUUACGUCCGUGGUGCAUUUUUACUGACUUCACACACUGAAGUCAGUGUGUGAUGUGACCCCUUCUCUCGUAAGGACUUUUCUGGAACGCUGCUCUCCAGCCAUCCACCGGCCAGAACUUAGCUACAUGGCUAUACUAUGCCAUCUGUGUGAGGCUGGACAGCGUGUGUUUCAGGCAUCUUGUAUUAAACUUGACCGGUUGGAAGCCUCUCGGCCACAAUCUUAGUCUAAACAAGUCCAUUCUAUAGCUUCGUUUUCCAAAUAAAUUGAUCUGGCGACUUUCACCGCCAGGAUUUAGCAGGGGUGUAGCGCGAACCGCCGCUGGCUGUCCGUCUCUCCCUCUCCCUCUCUCCCUCCCCCCGGGACCUUCCCCGAGGAAAGCGGUCCCCAGGGACUUCCCGGCCGCCCCUCCACCCCACCCCCGCUCCCGCUGCGAAUUUGGGCUCAAGGCACUUCGCCUUUGUGGAAACGAAACAGCACUUCGCGGCUUCCCGCCGCCCCGCGCGCCGCCCGCCCCUCGCCGCGCCGCGCCCACUCGGCCCCGGGGCCGCCCUCUCCGCGGGGCCCGGGGCGCAGGCCGGCCGAUAACGCCGCAGGGCAGCGGCCGCGGGCGGAGCUGCCGCGCGCCAUGGCCUCGUCUCCCGGAGCGCCCCGGGCCCCGGCCGUCCAGGCGCCGCCGCCGCCGCCGCCGCCGCCGCCGGAAGCGCGUACCUCGGAGCGCGGCUCGGACAGCAGAGCUGGUCACCUCUCAUUCUGUACCAAGGUGUGCUAUGGCAUUGGUGGGAUCCCCAACCAGGUGGCCUCCAGCGCCACUGCCUUUUACCUGCAACUCUUCCUGCUUGAUGUGGCACAGAUCCCUGCUGCCCAGGUGUCACUUGUCCUGUUUGGAGGAAAGGUGUCUGGGGCAGCUGCUGACCCUGUGGCUGGGUUCUUCAUCAACAGAAGUAGGAGGACAGGGUCUGGACGACUCAUGCCCUGGUUUGCCCUUAGAGUCACCCUGUCCUGGUGCCCUACCUCGGCUGUGCUUCCACAGGGUGCUGGGCUGUACGCCCUUCAUCACCACGGCCUACUUCCUCCUGUGGUUCCUGCCCCCCUUCACCAGCUUGCGGGGCCUCUGGUACACCACCUUCUACUCCCUGUUCCAGGCCCUUGCCACGUUCUUCCAGGUGCCCUACGCGGCGCUCACCAUGCUCCUGACCCCCUGCCCGAAGGAGCGGGACUCGGCCACCGCGUACCGGAUGACCAUGGAGAUGGCGGGGACGUUGAUGGGGGCCGCCGUCCACGGCCUCAUCGUGUCGGGCGCCCACGGGCCGCACAGGUGCGAGGACGCCGCGCUCCCCGGACCGGUCGCCGUCUCUCCCGACGCGACUCGUCUCUACUCCAUUGCCUCCGCUGUGGUUGCUGUGACCUACCCUGUGUGCAGUAGUUUGCUCUGCCUAGGGGUGAAGGAGCGACCAGACUCCUCCGUCCCAGCCUCAGGCCCAGGCCCGAGCUUCCUGGCUGGGCUGGUGCUCACUGUCCGGCACCCACCUUACCUGAAGCUGGUCAUCUCCUUCCUGUUCAUCUCAGCAGCCAUUCAGGUGGAGCAGAGCUACCUGGUCCUGUUCUGUACACAUGCCUCCCGGCUACAUGACCAUGUCCAGGGCGUGGUGCUAACCAUCCUGGUCUCAGCUGUGCUGAGCACGCCACUGUGGGAGUGGGUUCUACAGCGAUUUGGGAAGAAGACAUCGGCCUUUGGGAUCUGUGUGAUGGUGCCUUUUGCAAUCCUGUUGGCUGCUGUGCCCACAGCACCUGUGGCAUAUGUGGUGGCCUUUGUAUCUGGCAUGAGCAUUUCUGUGUCCUUGCUGCUACCCUGGUCCAUGCUUCCAGAGGUGGUGGAUGACUUCCAGCUGCAGCACCAGCACGGCCCAGGCCUGGAGACCAUCUUCUACUCAUCCUAUGUCUUCUUCUCCAAGCUUUCUGGCGCAGGCGCCCUGGGCAUCUCCACUCUCAGUCUGGAGUUUGCGGGGUAUGAGGCAGGAGCCUGCAAGCAGGCGGAGCAGGUGGUGGUGACCCUCAAGGUCCUCAUCGGCGCCGUGCCCACCUGCAUGAUCCUCACCGGUCUGUGCAUCCUCAUGGUCAGCCCCACUCCAAAGGUGCCCAGCCAGAACUCCCGCCGGCUGAGCCUUCAGAGGCGGACCAGCUACACCCUCGCUUGAAGUCUGAGCUUGCGUGGGCUGGAACAGCAGGAGCCAGCAUCUUCUGGGCUCGACGUUCCUCUUUCUUCUCUGCCCCUUAGCACACUUACUUUGAAGGUUACAUGCGACCCAUCUUUUCCCCUGGGAUAUGGAGUCUUCAGUGACAUCUCCUGAAGGGACCAGCCUGGUCUCCAGUUCCCUCAGCCAUCAUUUCUUGCCUGUUGACCACAGACCAGGUCAGAUAGGCCUGUGCCCCUGACCACCCAGCUCCAGGUAACCUUGACCUGGAAAGCAUCCCAAUAGCAGCUAUUCCUGGAAAAAGGAAGCCUACAACCUGCUCACCCGACAGGACACACAGACCUCUUGUUCCUCCUGACACUCCAGUAGACAUCGGAGAGAGAGGCUGACAGACAUCGCACGAAUGGGCAGAGUGGGGACAGAUGGACAUGCUGGGGAUGUCACGAAGAGAGACACAGACAGAUGCUCUGAGGCCAACAGACCCCAGAGGGAGCACAUGGGGACAGUGGUGGGGUGAGGAGACUGAGCAGGCCGCCAGAGGUGUUUCUCAAGCCUUUCUCUUUUGUUCAGAUAACACUGUUUCUGGAAAUGGACACAGGCCGAUAUGGAGCCAUCAAAGAUCAAUCAUUUUUAUGAACAAAAGUUCUUUUUGUGGAAAUAUUUUUUUGAAAUGGUAUCUUAUAAAAAGCACAGGGACCACAGUUUUCUAAAGGCCAUAUCUUUGAGGAAGAAAGAUCCACUGAGGUUUAUUUUUUCAAAAAAAAAAAAAUUAAAAGGUUUAUCUUCUACUGA
Messenger RNA from Neofelis nebulosa (Clouded leopard), 3809 nucleotides. RefSeq names its product MFSD2 lysolipid transporter B, sphingolipid (gene MFSD2B). The transcript is spliced from 14 exons. Gene Ontology annotation, molecular function: sphingolipid intramembrane carrier activity; symporter activity. The coding region runs from base 1593 to 3020 and encodes 475 amino acids. Gene Ontology annotation, biological process: carbohydrate transport. NCBI's taxonomy places the organism in Eukaryota, Metazoa, Chordata, Mammalia, Carnivora, Felidae. Gene Ontology annotation, cellular component: membrane. The record is from RefSeq and is a predicted model, not a curated record.